CAUUUCACAUCGAAGCAGCAGGAGCGGAGGGAAAAUGAGCUAAUGUCGACUAAGGAGCAGUUUUUGGCGAAGCGAAGAGAUAAACCGAUAUCAGAGAAAUACAAUAGGCUAUUUACAAAGUCGGUGAACUUAGAUUACUAUAGAUCAAUGGACUGAUACUUAAUGACAUCUUACACUGGUGCCGUAAACAAACGUGGAAAGAAAACAAGUGGAGAACAAACAGUGACAUCUGUGUGCAUAUAGGUAGAUCAUGGUUAAGGAAAGACACACUUGGUGGAUUUUGGAUCCUAAGGACAACCUUUUACACAUCAAUGUGGGUGGGUUGAGGUACACUCUAUGCUCAAGCAUUCUGAGGAAGUUUCCGGACACCCGUCUUGGCCAGCUAUUGUCCUGUGACUCAGAAGAUGAUAUUCUACAGCUCUGUGAUGACUUCGAUGUUCAACAGAAAGAGUUUUACUUUGAUCGUAACCCUGGCCUUUUCCCUUAUGUCCUGCACUUCUACCAGACUGGCAAGCUGCACAUUAUGGAAGAGCUGUGCAUUUUCUCCUUCUCUCAGGAAAUAGAGUAUUGGGGCAUAAGUGAUUUUUUCCUGGACAGCUGUUGUAGUUACCGUUACCUUGAUCGUAAACUGGAGAGACAUCAUAAAAGCUGGGAUGAAGAAAGUGAUGUUAGCAGUGUGGAUACAUCAGAUGAUGAGAUUUCUGAUCUGAACAAAGAUAUUGAACACUUCCAUGAAAUGCGUUUUGGAAACAUUCGGAAGUGUCUGUGGCUAACAUUGGAAAACCCAGGUUAUUCAAUCCCGAGCAAACUUUUCAGCUUGCUUUCCAUUUGUGUGGUGUUAAUAUCAAUUGCCACAAUGUGUAUCAAUAGCAUUCCAGAGUACCAGAUAUUUGAUGAAAAUGGUAAUCCAACUGAAGACCCAACUAUGCAUGUUUUAGAAGUGUUCUGCAUCUGCUGGUUUACCUUUGAGGUAGUAACACGUAUGAUUCUUGCACCAAACCAUCGUAAGUUCUUCCUGCUACCUCUAAACUUGAUUGAUAUCAUCUCAGUGAUGCCAAUUUACAUCACUAUCUUUUUUGAUCUGGUCAUUGGGAGUGAGUCGGAGCUGGACAACUUGGGAAAACUAGUCCAGGUUUUGCGACUGAUGAGAAUCUUCAGGGUACUGAAGCUGGCUAGGCAUUCAACAGGGUUAAGGUCACUAGGUGCUACACUACGGCACAGCUACAGAGAGGUUGGAAUCUUGUUACUGUACCUGGCAGUCGGUGUAUCAGUGUUCUCCGGAAUUGCUUACACUGCAGAAUAUGAAGAAGAUGUUGGUUUAGACACAAUCCCAGCAUGCUGGUGGUGGGGGACUGUUAGUAUGACAACAGUGGGAUAUGGAGAUGUAGUGCCAGUUACAGUGGCAGGAAAGCUGGCAGCAUCUGGCUGCAUCCUGAGUGGUACAUUAGUUGUGGCACUACCCAUCACCAUCAUUUUCAACAAGUUUUCACAUUUUUACCGCAAUCAAAAAGCUCUUGAGGAUUCAGUGAGAAACAGCAACAACAAGAGGCUUAUAAGACAACAGAGUAACAGUGAAGACAGCGCAAUACAUGGGCAUAGCCACUGUCUGGAGGAUGGAGAGAAGGAUGAAGAUGUGAAUUAUGAGAGAGGAGUUGUCAACUUUUGCUAUGAAGACCAUCCACUGACAAAUAGACUCUAAUGUAUCCACUAUGCAAGAAAAAGUUAUUAGUGUUGAAGUGUUCAACCAAUAUCGAAACAUCAUAUGCUGACUCAAAAUAGAGAUGGGUGACAAAUUUAAGGAAAUCUGGGGGAUCCAAUAGUUCUGUUAUGCUGUGGGGGGCAUUUUGCUGCUACGAUUUGGGUCAACUUGUUCUCUUUCAGGCAAGAGUGUUUCUCAACAAGAAGGCUGCAUCCUUCCUAGACCAAUCCUUCUGAGGCUUUUAGACUAGAGUUAUACUCAGCAUUAAACAUCAGUAUGAGACAAUCUAUCAAGUCAGCAUGGCUGCAUCAUAAAGGUUUCCUCCCCUGUGAUCACAACAUACUAUUAAAAAUUAAUUUGUGGGAAAAAAAUAUAUUAAAAAUCCUCAUA
This is a messenger RNA of Carassius carassius (crucian carp), 2089 nucleotides long. Its product is annotated as potassium voltage-gated channel subfamily S member 2-like. The coding region runs from base 251 to 1699 and encodes 482 amino acids. The record is from RefSeq and is a predicted model, not a curated record. Gene Ontology annotation, cellular component: membrane; voltage-gated potassium channel complex. NCBI's taxonomy places the organism in Eukaryota, Metazoa, Chordata, Actinopteri, Cypriniformes, Cyprinidae. The transcript is spliced from 3 exons. Gene Ontology annotation, molecular function: delayed rectifier potassium channel activity; protein binding. Gene Ontology annotation, biological process: regulation of delayed rectifier potassium channel activity; protein homooligomerization; potassium ion transmembrane transport.